This is a messenger RNA of Drosophila melanogaster (fruit fly), 3673 nucleotides long. RefSeq names its product transport and golgi organization 9 (gene Tango9). The coding region runs from base 298 to 1443 and encodes 381 amino acids. The record is from RefSeq and is marked reviewed. The transcript has 4 exons. Gene Ontology annotation, cellular component: membrane. Lineage: Eukaryota; Metazoa; Arthropoda; Insecta; Diptera; Drosophilidae.
UCACUGUUGGCGAAAAAAAAUAAACAAAAGUCCCGUAAAGACAAACUAAUUCGCACUACUUGCAAAAAAAUUACUAGUUACUUAGGUUUUUGACCUUGAAAAAGGUAAAGUUACUGGUUAAUGACCACAACAACUCAAGUGGAUUAUAUAGAUCUGUGGAAGGGCAGUCAAUUGACCGUCUGGCCGCACUUUUUUGCACUUAUCACUGCGCAGUCACAAUUGCAAAUUGCACAAAGAACGUCAAUAUUUAUAAAUCGAAUUAACGCUGCACCCGUCAAGUGAAUCUUCCGCCGACGAAUGGAUCAUCGUGUUUUCCUGUCGCUGAUCUUUGUGCUCAGCGGCACCUUCAACGUUCUGGUGGUGAAGUGGGCCAAUCAACAACAGGUAAUCGGCAGCGAUGGAAAACUUCAUGGAUUUCAACAUCCAGUGGUGUUCACACUGCUCAUGUUCCUGGGCGAGUUCCUGUGCUUUGCGGUCUUCAAGGUGAUCCGCCUGAUCUCCAAUCGUCGUGGAGUUAUAUCCGAUCUGGAUAGCAUCUUGUCGCAGGACAGCAGUGAGUUCCGCCCUGUUAGCAUGCUAUUGCCCACUUUGCUGGAUGCGGCAGCCUCCAUUCUGUUGUUCACCGGACUUUACUUGACUUACGCCACCAGCUUUCAGAUGAUAAGAGGCGCCGCCCUGAUCUUUGUGGGCAUCUUUAGCACCAUGUUUCUGAAUCACACGCUGACCGGACGGCACUGGCUGGCCAUCUUUACGAUAUCGUGCGGCCUGCUGGACAUUAUCAGUCUGGACGUCCAUCGCGUUGAAUACGACCUGGUCACGUUGCCUUACACGGACUACAAAUCCAUUCUGACCGGCGACUUACUCAUCAUCAUUGCUGAAAUUCUGCACGGACUGCAAUAUGUUUGCGAGGAGAAACAGCUAAAAACCUCGAAUGUUGCUCCACUGCAAGCUGCUGGCUGGCAGGGAAUCUUCGGCUUGGGCAUCACCUCGAUGCUGGCCAUUUGCAUGAACUUCCUGCCGAGCAUUGAUCCAUUUAGCUGUAGUUCGCGUGCAGUUUUCGACGAUUGGGGUGAUCUCUUUGCGGCUCUGCAGGGGAGUAUCUCAUUGAUUAUGACUCUGAUUGCCUUCACCAUCUCAUGUGCCAUGUACAACUUCAUUGGACUGUACAUUGCGAUGUACUCGUCCAGCGCCAACCGGCUUCUGGCCGAUGGCCUACGCGUUUACUUCAUCUGGGUGUUUGUGAUUAUCAUGGAGUGGGAGUACAUGAAUCUGGUCACGAUCAUGGGCUUCCUCAUCCUGCAAAUGGGUAUCAUCCUCUACCGACAGGCCCUAUUCCUCGACUGGUAUCGAGCUGCAGUGGCCCGCUGGUAUCGUGCUCGUUACGUGGAUUUGGGUACUGAGAAUGCGGCUGCUCCGAACAGCCGGCCAGCGGAUGUGAUCUAAGGUGACUGAGGAGUAGCUGAGGUGAAAGGAUUGUGAUGAGAGAGAUGGGCUGCAAAUCAACCCUGGGCUGAUUCUUGAAGAUUACUUAUCGAUUAUAUGUAUAGAUGCAAUAAGAAAAUACACACAUUAAAUGUUAAUUGAGCUCCUAGAAGUCAUUUCAUUUCAUUAAAUUCUAAAUAUUGGUUUAUAUAGGAUAAUUCCUCUAUGAUGUAGCCGUCCAAUUUGGGAAAGUUUCAUACAGAUAGCUUCAAACCUGGGGAACUAGCUUGUGUAGAAGACGGACGGAUAAAACGGACAUGGCUUAAUCGACUCGGGGAUAAAAAAAUUCUUAUUAAUAUGAGGGGGGGGAAGAGACCUUUAAUUAUAAGUUACACAGAUUUCGUUCGCUCGAUGCCCAGAAUCUUCUCGCCCACACCCAAAAAAUAAAACAUUUGCGCGAUACCAAAUAGUGGAGCUAGCACCAUUAUCCGACAUAGACCGCCCUUAAAGAAUGCACUUAUGCCCUCUUCCUUAAGGGUCCUAUUUACACAGUCCAUGAUGCCUUUGAACUUCUUCUCGCCAUCGGCCUGCAGUCGAGUCUUGACCACAUCAAAAGGGGUGACCAUAAAGGCAGAAGUCAUGCCAGACAAGAGUCCAGCUAUCAGAGACCAGUAGAAGACCGCUUCCCCAGAACCAUCUGACUUGCGUGGCCCCUGGUCAUUUAUCCAGGCCAUUAGCGGAAAGUACACCAUCGAGAACGUAAUAUCCCGCACUCCAGUGGCGCCCACACCCUUGUAUAAACCGAAGAUUCCACGCUCACGAAGGAGCGUCUUGGUCAGACCCAAGGCCGUUAUAGUUUUCACCUCUCGUCCUGCCGCUCGGUCGGCAGCAGCCACCCGCCCGGCGUCCUGCAUCUGUAUCUUGAGGAGCUCCAUGGGCGUGGUGACCACGAUCUGGAAUAGCCCGGCCAGGCCCCCGGCCAAAGUAGCCCGUGACAACGGAAUAACCCCGUCAUCGGAUGCCAGAUGAUACCGAAAGAAGUCGUUGGCGGUCAACUUGAUGGCUUUCUCGGGCGUAAUCAGCACGAUGUUCACCGCUGAGCCUCUGUACAUUCCAAAAUAGCCUUCGCUGGCGAUAGUCUUUCGGAAACAGUCGGCGCUAAGGCAAUAGAGUUCUCCAUUAGGCGGAUAAUAACAAAACACAACCCAAACCGAAAACCCAAAACUCACAUGCUGGUGUACAUGCGCUCUCCAUUGGGACCUAUUGUUUGGUUUUGCAGUCGCGUCUUAACCAUGUCCAGUGGAUAGACGCAUGCCACUCCAAUAAUACCGGCGACGCCGCCAUUUAUAAUUUUCGGAAAAACGCUGUGAUGGGUUCGCAAUUAAGUAUAGGUUGUAGUAUUAACCAUAUGGUAGAACUUAUUAACUUAAACUUUUGUGGUUUUUUUUGCUCUUGGUUCUUUUGCUCAACUUGUUCCAACAUUUUUUUUAUAGGCCAAGAAAUAAUUAAUGUUGUACGAAAAUUUUGAAUUUACAUUAGUAUAUUUCGUUAGUUCAAUUCUGACGGUUUUUAUAAAGCAUACAAUUUCUCUAGUCAUGUUCUUGAAUGCCACUAAAAGUAAAUUUCGCCUGGCAGCAAAGAAAAAUGCAUUACUAAUACAAUUUGAUGCAGAACGUUCAUGGCUAGCUGCGGAUUGCUCGGGAAAUAAAGACUAAAUAGAGAGAGUAUCCAAACACAACAGUUAUAGACUAUGAUAUUAACCAAAAAUGUACAUUAUAUCAGCGAUUAAUUUGCUUUAUCUUAUUGUCAUUGGAGCAUCAGUUAUCUUCUGACAUGGUCUAAAUACAUAUGUAGUACAUCGUUUGAGUAGUUUAAGAGGAUUGGGGAAAACUUUAACAACUUCGCUGGCUGGCGCAUCGUUCGAUUACUUUAGCUUACUAUAGAGACUUCACGAUUACAUUCAUGGACAGCUUUAACAACAUUUAAACACGAUAUACAUACACAUUCAAUAUUCAAAGAGAGUACAUUUAAAAUGCUUCGGUCUUGUCAAUCCGCCUUGGCGCGCACUCAUUCCAAGCCGCCCUACUUUUUCUGAUAGCCCAGCAGGCCCUCGGCCACGCCCAGAUAGUAGACCGUUUGAGCGAUUCCGAACAGAGGAGCAAUCACAAUCAUUCGGCACAGGCCGCCCUUGAAGAAGGCGGUGGGUCCCUCGUGCUUCAGUGUCUUACUAUUGGAGAAUUUAUAUGAGUUU